AAUUAGGUCCUGGCAGGCUCAUCAAUGGCAGACGGCUUUGAUCUGUCUCCGGGGCUCGCGCCGGAACCGGCAAGUCACUGUCACUGACCGCCAACUGACCGCGAACGUUCAGAUGCCCGACUCAAUCGGGACCCGGGUUCAUGGUCCUGGUGUCAACCUGGUGUCUCCAAGACUCCUACUGUCUCGACGUCGGAAAUCAUCCACUUUGACGUGACUCAUUUCCGCAUCAACACCUCCGCCUUUGACGCCUCUUGGUCUUCCUGGAACUUUGGACGUCACGCGAAGUCAAAGGGAACCACGGUUCCACAAUGGCUUUAUUGACGGAACAAGACGGAAGUAUUCAAUCUCUGAACAACGUGACAUCAUGCGUUAUCGACGACAGCCAAAGUGUGGAACCUGUGCACCAGGAUAUAAGCACGAUUCCUCGAGGCACCCUCGCGUCCGCAUCAUCACCCACUUUUUAUCCUUACAUCUUCUUCCCAACUUUAACCUUGAAUCGCCCGUUACGCCCUUUUACGAACCCGCACGACGAAUCUCUGGUUUAGCAUCAGUACCUCUCAGGAAGCAAGCUCGACUACAAGGCUCAUCAUGGGAUCCAAGAUGACCGAGUACACCGACCAUCUCACCGGCUCCCCUACCUCAGACACGUUCAGCAGCAACAACAACAUGCAAAGUUUUUACGUUCGGGUCGACAACGCCGAGGGACGCCCCAACGUCGUUGCGGACGGCGAAGUCGACGUUGACGGCCUGAACCUCGACGACUCGAUGACCCUCGGUGGAGGGUCUGAUCACCCAUUCGACGAGAUCAUCCCACCGUACCACGAUAGAGCGCACCGCACUGUUGUGCUGUGCUUCGACGGGACGGGAGACCAGUUUGAUUCGGAUAACUCGAACAUUGUACAGUUCUUUUCAAUGUUAAAGAAGGACGAUAGAACCGAGCAGCUUGUAUACUACCAGGCUGGUAUCGGGACGUACACGAUCCCUCAAAUCGCAACGCCAUGGAUGGCGAACUUGGACAAGACAAUCGACAUGAUGGUUGGCUCGCAUUUGAACGCGCAUGUUAUGGAUGGAUACAAAUUCCUCAUGCGUAAUUACCAAGCGGGGGACAAGAUUUGUUUGUUCGGCUUCUCGAGGGGCGCAUAUACCGCUCGCGCGUUGGCUGGAAUGAUUCACAAGGUUGGCCUACUUCCAGUCGACAAUGAACAGCAAAUUCCAUUCGCAUACCACAUGUACUGCCAAGACGACGAGGAUGGCUGGCGAAUGAGUCGUGCGUUCAAGAAGGCAUUUUCAAUCAACGUAGACAUUGAGUUCAUCGGCGUGUGGGACACAGUGGACUCGGUUGGAAUCGUGCCACGGAGGCUACCAUUUACGAAGUCGAGCGAUAAUAUCAAGUUCUUCCGCCAUGCAAUUUCACUGGACGAGCACCGAGUUCGUUUCAAGCCUAGCCACUGGAAACAUCCCGAGUCGCACGAGCACCACCUUGGCGUGAAGAAGCACGAGAUGCCGCGCAGCAAGAAAAAGGAGCAAGGGCAAGCGAAGCGACAGCCCACGAAGAUCUUGAAGGAGGACGUCACACUCGAGAAGGAUCCCCGAACCGACGAGGUAAAAGCGGUGCGAAGGCCAAGACUAGAGGAUUUCGAGCACCGUUUCUCAACACACGAGUUCGAGACGGAUGUCGAGGAGGUUUGGUUUUCGGGUUGUCAUUGCGAUGUCGGCGGAGGCUCCGUCAAAAACGGAACGCGCAACUCACUUGCGCGCAUCCCACUUCGGUGGAUGCUUCGUGAGAUCUUCAAGGCCAACGUCGGCAUCCAGUUCCACAAAGACAUGUUCCUCAAAGUCGGGAUGGACCCCGAUACUCUGUACCCGUUCGUCAAGCCGCGCCCGCCGCCCUUAUUCCAGAAUCCCAUACCCGCGGGGCCGGAGCAUAUGCACGAGCUUGACUUAAGACGAGACGCGAUCAGAAGAAGGAGGAAGACGGCAGACGUGCAUCUGGUGCCGAUCGCGGCUCCACACGUCGUUGACGAUGAUCCCACGGUGAUCGUGUAUAGCGACGCCGGCGGAUUCGUCAGCGAAGAGGAGGAAGACUUGGCGGACGCGCUGAGCCCGAUGUAUGACCAACUUGCGGUGGCUCCUCACUGGUGGUUCCUCGAGAUGAUCCCCCAGAGGAGACACUAUAUGCAUGAUAAGGGUGCUGGAUUCUUUGAGCAGUAUGCUGUGAACAUGGGUUCUGGGCGAAACGUGCCAGAGCAGUUCGACAAAGGGGUCAGGUUCCAUCGGAGUGUGUUGCUGAGGAUGGAAUCGGAGGGCUUGGAGGGAGGGAAGUACUGGCCGAAGGCAAGAUUUGCGGUGAAGCCCACGUGGGUCGACUGA
Coniophora puteana RWD-64-598 SS2 is the source of this 2370-nucleotide messenger RNA. RefSeq lists its product as uncharacterized. Lineage: Eukaryota; Fungi; Basidiomycota; Agaricomycetes; Boletales; Coniophoraceae. The transcript is spliced from 11 exons. The coding region runs from base 589 to 2370 and encodes 593 amino acids. The record is from RefSeq and is a predicted model, not a curated record.